Molecule: messenger RNA, 2315 nt
Organism: Cyprinodon tularosa
Lineage: Eukaryota; Metazoa; Chordata; Actinopteri; Cyprinodontiformes; Cyprinodontidae
Gene: rnf144aa
Product: ring finger protein 144aa
Exons: 8
Coding region: 543-1430 (295 amino acids)
Biological process (GO): ubiquitin-dependent protein catabolic process; protein polyubiquitination; positive regulation of proteasomal ubiquitin-dependent protein catabolic process
Cellular component (GO): Golgi apparatus; cytoplasm; ubiquitin ligase complex
Molecular function (GO): ubiquitin protein ligase activity; ubiquitin conjugating enzyme binding; zinc ion binding
Source: RefSeq, a predicted model, not a curated record
GCUCACCGCCUGAAAGCCUUUUCUCCUUCACAAAUGGCGUCUGUUCAACGAAAGGCAGCUGAUUCCCCACUGAGCAAAGUAACAGGAGCGGAGGAGAAGUAAACACACCGCCCCCGGAUUUCCUUGCAGCAGGAUAGUCUGUUGUUUUCUUUUGAAUCUGCGUCGCUUCCUAACGGUCGGACGUUGCUUCCUCCCCGGAAAUCAAGAGUUAAAGCAGCGCCGCCGUUCCGGUGUGAAAACAACCCCCUCCCUGCUAAAGAGGAGAGGGUCAGCUGCAGCCCGGUCCUCCCGCUGCUUCUGCUUGUUUUCUUGGAGGUCGUUGGUGUCCUUGCUUCGCUUCAGGGCCGGACUCAGGCGCUUUGUGGCCACAGUAGCGGGUCAAAUGUUUCCUCUGGGAUUCAUGAAGAUGGGCAACCUCCACCUAACUGACUGACUGACUGCUCCGCAGCGUUAAUCCAAUUCAGGAGAUCAUCUUUGCAACCCUCUCCUGGUCACACCAUUGAACGGCGUUAUCCCAGCAGGCCAGCUCUGUGGCGGUAAAGAUGACCACAGCGAGGUACCGCCCUACAUGGGAGCUGGCCGUGGACCCCCUGGUCUCGUGUAAACUAUGCCUUGGAGAGUUCCCACUGGAGCAGAUGACCACCAUCACGCAGUGCCAAUGCGUCUUCUGCACGCUGUGCCUGAAGCAGUACGUGGAGCUCCUGAUUAAAGAAGGCCUGGAAACCGCAAUCAGCUGUCCUGACUCCGCCUGUCCAAAAAGGGGACAUUUGCAGGAAAAUGAGAUCGAGUGCAUGGUGGCUUCAGAGAUGAUGCAGAGGUAUAAAAAGCUUCAGUUCGAGCGCGAGGUUCUGCUGGACCCGUGCAGGACGUGGUGUCCCUCUUCGACCUGCCAGGCCGUAUGCCAGCUGAAGGAGACGGAUUCUCCAGCCCCGCCUCAGCUGGUUCAGUGCGCCGUCUGUGCCCUGGAGUUCUGCUCCGCCUGUAAGGCCAACUGGCACCCCGGGCAGGCCUGCCAGGAGAGCAACCUGCCCAUCGCCUCCUUCCUGCCAGGAGAAUACAGCUCCUUUUAUAAGAACGAAGAGGACGACGCCCCCAUCAAGCGCUGUCCUAAGUGUAAGGUUUACAUCGAGAGAGACGAGGGAUGCGCACAGAUGAUGUGCAAGAACUGUAAACAUGCCUUCUGCUGGUACUGUCUGGAGUCCUUGGACGAUGACUUCCUGCUGAUCCACUACGACAAAGGGCCGUGUCGGAACAAACUGGGCCACUCCAGGGCGUCUGUUAUCUGGCACAGAACGCAGGUUGUGGGGAUCUUCGCCGGCUUCGGCCUGCUCCUGCUGGUCGCCUCGCCCUUCCUCCUGCUGGCCACCCCCAUCGUCCUCUGCUGCAAGUGCAAAUGCAGCAAAGGCGACGACGACCCGCUGCCGACCUAAACGCCGCUCAGAGGGAGCCGGCGUCGACGAGGACGGGGUCCCAUCGCAUUUCUGUCCAGUUUCACCACUUUUCCAUUCUUACUUUCCUCCCACCAGCUUUGAGGAGCUUCAUAUUUCCGAGCUCGGCCUGAAGGCGCCCCCUUGUGGGGGUCGCUCUGCUCUGCACGAGGAGCCCAGGACAGAACACUGGUGUCCCUCUGAAGAGAGCUAAGCUGAGACACGGCGAGACGUUGCUUUUAAAGGACCGCCGCUGUCUGGAAAACUUUGGAAUUUUGGGAAUGUGAAUAAAAUCCACUCGUAUUUUUGAUGUCGUGAUAUUUGUGGGCGUUCCUAACGGAGGGGAAUAUCUCCAGAUGAAGGAAUGCCGUCGCCGCCUGCAGAAGGACUUCUACUUUAUUUCUCUGUCCGUUGGUUUGCUGUAAACACUUAGAGCUUUUCCUUACCGCCACACUCGAUGUAGCUCCACUGAAUCAGCCGGUAGCAGAGGAGACUUACUCACUCGGUUUGCACACUCAGCAUGGCUCCUUCGUCAUGAUUGUGACUGAGCAAGAGACGGGAGGCGGGUGUCGCUCCCAGCUCUCUGUACAGCACGUCCUCUCGAUGAUGUCAGUGUUUUAUAAUCCUGCGCUUUUAGUAGAGAUGUCCUGAGAGUUGUGUGUGUGUGGGUGUGUGUGUGUGUCUUGCACAUUACAGUCUCUUUUUCCAAAUGUUAGGCAGAUGUUUUAAAGAGGAUUGCCACUCAAUUCUUACUUUUUGUGGAUAAAAAUGCUUUUUACCAUCAGAUUUUUGUUUUCGUAUAAUUAUAGCAGCUUUGUCGUUUAGGUCGUCGCCUGAAACCCAUCUAACUUUUACCAAACGGAGUGGCGCUCCCCUUUAUGUUUAGCA